GUGCCACUUUCAGGUCUCCUCACACUGCUGGUGUGUUCCAUUUUUUGUCAUAGGGUGCUGGCAGAUUACGGGCCUCCCAUAGCUGCUGCCAGGCCCCUAAUCUGCCAUGGGCCCCUGUACCGCCUGCCCUCAUGCUGCUGCCAGGUCCAGAGUCUCUCAUGGGUCCCUGUACGGCCUCCCAUUGCUGCUGUCUCCAUCGCCACACUCUGCCAUGUGCCACUUUCAGGUCUCCUCACACUGCUGGUGGUUUCCAUUUUUGUCAUAGGGCUGCUGUAUGGCCUCCCAUUGCUGCUGCCUCCACCGCCACAACACUGUGGCUCCACACUCUGGUUUUGGCCCCGUGACUGCCCAACCAAUGGAUGAGUGAAAGUGUGCGGUGAUUCUAAGAUCGACGGCACUCAUCUGCAUGUCAUACUG
Staurois parvus is the source of this 417-nucleotide messenger RNA. The record is from the annotation of a GenBank genome assembly. Lineage: Eukaryota; Metazoa; Chordata; Amphibia; Anura; Ranidae.